Podospora anserina S mat+ is the source of this 252-nucleotide messenger RNA. RefSeq lists its product as uncharacterized. The transcript is spliced from 2 exons. The coding region runs from base 1 to 252 and encodes 83 amino acids. The record is from RefSeq and is a predicted model, not a curated record. Lineage: Eukaryota; Fungi; Ascomycota; Sordariomycetes; Sordariales; Podosporaceae.
AUGCCAAGCAGCAAAGGAAAACCCACAGACCCACAGCUUCGAGAGGAACUCAAGGAGGAAAUCAAGCAAGAACCCAAUAAAUCCGGCGAUGGAAAGGGACAGUGGGCAGCAUGGAAAGGGAUGAAACUGGCUAAAGAGUACGAAAAGGCAGGCGGUGGGUAUGAAAAUGAGCCUGGCUCCAAAAAUGAGCCCAAGUCUGGGACGCCAGUUGCGAAAAGUGAGAAGAAGAAGAACGAAGAGAUGGAAGAGUAA